AUGAAAAUAUAUUCUUCAAAAUUUGCAGCUAAUAAUGAGAAUAAGGGUAGUAUAGAUUGGGAGAAAAUACCUGGUGAAAUGCUUGUUCAGAAAAGACAAACUCUUGAGUCUUCUUCUAGUCCUAUGAUCAAAAUCAAGGUCUCUCAUGGUUCAUAUCACCAUGAGAUUAAUGUUCCUGCACAAUCAUCUUUUGACAAAGUCUUUGAUAUAAUAAUUCUCAAUGUUUUUACCCUCCUUUGGUAUCUGGUUGGAGUGAAAUACACGUCUAAGGUUAUAUUGUUAGAAGAUCCAGCCAGCAAAGAGAGGAAGAUUGAACAUAUUUCAACAGCCACUACAGAAGUUUUAUGUGUUAGAACAAAAGUUGACAAGUUAUAUCAAAAGGUGAUUGCUUUGGAAAGGAUUAUUAGUGGUGGAGCUAAGGUUGAAGAUAAAGAAUUUGUUGUCUUGACUGAAUUGCUUAUGGUUCAACUGCUUAAACUUGACUCUAUUGUUGCUGAGGGAGAAGCCAAAAUGCAGAGAGGAAUUGAGGUUCGACAUGUACAAAGUUAUGUAGACACAAUUGACAACAUGAAGGCAAGAAAUUCUGCUGCUAACGUUGCAGUUUCAGUACCAAACUAA
Messenger RNA from Cicer arietinum (chickpea), 618 nucleotides. NCBI's taxonomy places the organism in Eukaryota, Viridiplantae, Streptophyta, Magnoliopsida, Fabales, Fabaceae. The record is from RefSeq and is a predicted model, not a curated record.